Molecule: messenger RNA, 1223 nt
Organism: Eucalyptus grandis
Lineage: Eukaryota; Viridiplantae; Streptophyta; Magnoliopsida; Myrtales; Myrtaceae
Product: proline-rich receptor-like protein kinase PERK1
Exons: 7
Coding region: 29-1156 (375 amino acids)
Biological process (GO): protein phosphorylation
Molecular function (GO): ATP binding; protein kinase activity
Source: RefSeq, a predicted model, not a curated record
GACUCUGGUGCUGAAAUACUGUCUAGAUAUGAAGAACAGGAGAAUGCUGCUUCGCUCCGCAUCCCCUAGCAUUUCUCUCGGUUCUAGCAUGUGCCAUUUUACAUUUGAACAAGUGCAGGCGUUCACCGGCGGCUUCUCAGAGGCAAGUCUACUCGGACAAGGUGGUUUUGGGCGCGUGUACCGCGGAGUCCUUUCCAACGGGGAAGAUGUAGCAGUGAAGCGACUGGAGGUGGGGAGCCAGCAGGGAGAGCGUGAGUUCCUCACUGAGGCUGAAAUUGUAAGCCGCAUUCAUCACAAGCAUGUGGUGACUUUGGUUGGAUACUGUGCAACCAGACUCGAGCGCAUCCUCGUGUAUGAGUAUGUGCCUAACAGGUCCUUGGAGUCACACUUACGUGGAGGUGGGCAACCGACCCUGGCUUGGGAGGCCAGAAUGAGAGUUGCUGUUGGCUCUGCCAAAGGAUUGGCAUAUCUUCACGAGGAUUGUCAUCCUACGAUCAUACAUCGCGAUGUCAAGGCAGCCAACAUACUAUUGAACUUCGAUUUUGAGGCGAAGAUUGCAGAUUUUGGGGUCGCAAAAUUUGCUUCUGAAUUUAAUCACGGUGACUCUAGUGUGGUGGGCACCAUCGGGUAUGUUGCUCCAGAAUACGCCUCGAUUGGGGAACUAACCCCAAACGCAGAUACGUUCUCAUUUGGGGUCGUCCUCUUGGAGUUGAUUACCGGCCGCAGACCUGUGGGUUCGCCACUUAAUUCUUCUAAUGAUAAUCUGGCUUUUUCCGCAAGGCCUCAACUCACACAAGCUCUGGGAGACGGAAAUUUCGACUUUCUUGUCGACCCCAGGCUGCAGGACCAUUAUAGCCGCAGUGAAAUGGCUCGAAUGGUGGCCUGCGCUGCUGCUUGCACACGUGAAUUCGCGGAGUGUCGACCGAAAAUGAGUGUGGUUGCUCCAGUCCUCGAAGGGCAUCAAUCUGCCGCUGACCUUGAUGAUGGGAUCGGAGCCGGGCCGAGUAACCUCGACCUCGAAUACGGCGACGGCCAUUACGGGGAACCAACAGGUGAAUAUGGCUUGUAUCCAUCUGGCUCGAGUAGCGCGGGUCCUAGCGGCCAAACACCCCUAGAUCUGGAGAUGGGAAGGAUGGUGGCCUUCAAUAGUUUCUAAACCUCCUUGUUUUUACUCUUCAACGUAGAUGGCAAGAUAGGUUCGGGACCUGCCAAAAUUAACCGGU